This is a messenger RNA of Plasmodium vinckei vinckei, 1992 nucleotides long. RefSeq names its product erythrocyte vesicle protein 1, putative. Bases 1 to 1992 code for a protein of 663 amino acids. The record is from RefSeq and is a predicted model, not a curated record. Lineage: Eukaryota; Apicomplexa; Aconoidasida; Haemosporida; Plasmodiidae. The transcript is spliced from 2 exons.
AUGAAUCAUUCUUUUGUAAUAUUGUUUAAUUUUAUUUUUGCAUUCGGUUUGAAAUUUGAUACAUAUGUUUUAUUAGUAUGGACAAAUGAAGCUAUACAACACAGAUCAUUUCACAUUAGCAAAUUAAAUAGAGCCAAUAGAAUAUUGAGCAAUGCUAAAUCGGAUACAUCAGUCAGAAAAAAAACAGAAACCAAAUCCUCAAGCGAUUCUCAGAAAAAAGGUUGUGGGAAAAAGAGCUAUAAAAAAAAGGAAAGUAGUAGUGGCAGUAUUGAAGAGGAGGAUAGCGAAUUAGUAACUUCCUCAGAAUAUGAUAAUACAUGUACAGACAACUUAUCAAGUGAAUCAUAUGGACUUGAUGAAUUUGUAUAUAAUAUUAAUGAUGGUGCAAUAAAAAUAUAUCAUGGUUAUCCAUCUAUUUUGAAUUGCUUUACUAAGCUGAGAACUAAUGAUGAUGAUAGCGAUAGCUACAAACAAAAAGAUACAAAUGAAAGUAAUUUAAAAAUAAAAUCUAGCGAUAACCCCGAUGAGAGGGGAUCUCAAGCUUGGGGAAAUAAUAAAGGAAACAAAUAUGAUGGAGAUACAAAUCCUCAUAAAUUAUAUGCUGAUUAUUUAACUAAAAAUAAAAGUUCUAUGGAUAAUUACGAAAUUAACCUUGCGACGGUUACCAAAAUUAUAGAUUCCAAUCAAAAAAUUAUAGAACGUGAAAAUGAUAGAACAAUUAAAGAUAAUAUAAAUAAAAAUAGUAAUACUGUAAGAUCAAGAGACAUUCUAUUAAAUACGUCAGCUAGAAAUAUAGAUACAUUUUUUUAUGAUAAAAUUGUAACUCAUUUAUUAGGAUAUGCAUAUAUAUUUUAUGGACAUAAAACAAAUAUUACCAAAUUGGAAAAAACGUUAAUAAAAAAUUAUUAUUAUAAUUAUAAAGUACUUAAAGAUUCAAUUAAUAGGAUCCCAGACGAAUUUAAAUAUACCCAAAACAUCAAACUAGCUGAUUCAGUUUACACCUUAUUGGAUCAUUUAGGAAUAGAAAAAUACUAUUAUGGGUUUAAUAGAAAUUUACAUACAUUUUUAUUUUUAGCUCGGGAAUUUUUACAAAAAGAGCACGCGUUGAGAAAAGUAUAUGAAUCAUUACCAAUAGAUUUUGAAUUCGAUAGAAAGGAAUUAAAAGAGCGAAUUCAGACUUCUACUUCUGAUGAGAUGGAUAUAUAUGACUUUUCUUAUAAAAUAUUUGAUCCAAUAUAUAAUUUUUUACAUACAUAUAAUUGUUUUAAUUUAAAUUAUAUAUCAAACAAAUUAAUAAGUAAUUUACGCGCAAAAAACUCAAAUGCAGUCAUAACAAAAGAAUUGAGCAAGCUAACAGAAUAUACAGCAGCUACUCACUCUGAUAUUAUAGAAUAUUUAAAAGACCUAACAUGCUAUAUUACUAAUUUAUUUGAAUAUGGACAUAAAGAAAAUUUAUUUAAUGAAUUAGUCAUAUUUUGUUAUUCUUUAUUUUUUGAUUAUUACAUAGAUACUUUAGAUAAAUUAUUAGAUAGAAUGCAAGUACACUUGGAUAAUCCAUUUAAUGAGCGAAUAAAAAAUGAAUUAUCAAUUAUAAAUGUUCGAAUUAAAGUCCAUAGAGAUUUUGUGGAAAAUGAAGUGGUUAGUUUUUAUCGCAAAUACAAUAUAUCUGAGAAUUUAUCAGAAUGCGUUACUGGUGUUUUUUCAAAUAAUACAUAUAGAGUUUCAAUUUUACAACAAUAUCUAGAUCCAAGAUAUUCAAAUUAUAUAUCACUCAUAUUGCUCCUUUUUAAAUAUUUAAAAGUUUUUAUAUUUUCAAUGUCUACUUAUUCAAACCUACAAAUUACGUAUUCUCUUUUAUCAGAUCUUGAAAAAAAAAAAAUUAAAUACGACAAGGCUUUGAAUAUACUUACUCAGCAUGCCUCCUUCAACAUAUUUGAUAGUGAAUUUUUUAAAAAAAAAUCCAGUAAUUCAAUAAGUGCAAAAACCAAUUAA